AUGGGCCGCGCCGACGACGAGAUACAGACCAGCGAAUUCUACCCGUACUUUAACAUCCAAGCCACGGCCAUUGCCCCGCAUGAUACGGUGGAUAUUAUCUAUUUUACUGUAUUGUUCGCGAAUAUUGGCGUCCACAUCUAUGAUAUGUAUCAGCUUUUGAAAAGCCCUUACAAAGAAGACAACCGCGCAAAACCUAUAAUCUUAUAUGUGCAUGUUACGACAAUAAUCCUCUGCCUGACGCCGUUAUUUUAUGUGGAAAGGACCCAUGUGCCAAAUGAUUUGGAAGUCGGCACGCCGGCCUCGAUUAUAUGGGGCAGAUUUGUUCUUCACAACGAUCACAUCAUCUACACGAUCGUAUUUUUCGUAAACUUCUACCUCUUCGAAUCGCACAUGCUGAUUCUCCUCGUUAUCAAUAUCGUUUCCCUAUACGCGAAAGCAAGAAAUGCCAUCGAAUUUGAUGGCCUACAAAUCUACGAACCGCUCGGCGCCUUCCUCGGCUGGAUUUGCGUGGCCUACGCGACCCUAAAACUCCUCAACCAACCGCUAAACAUUCGGGAAAAGAAGUGGGAGCUGGUGGCUUGGGAUGCGUUUGCGCUGGUGUUGGCAGCAAUAUUUUGGCACGCGUUGACGAGCCCGUUUAUCGUGCCCGGAACUCCGUCCGAUGACUACCCGAAACAUUGCAUGCUGCUGCCGAUCUACUCGAACGUCGUCCUGUUUGCCGUCCAUCGAUUCGGGGAUGAA
Messenger RNA from Mesorhabditis spiculigera, 741 nucleotides. NCBI's taxonomy places the organism in Eukaryota, Metazoa, Nematoda, Chromadorea, Rhabditida, Rhabditidae. The record is from the annotation of a GenBank genome assembly.